Molecule: messenger RNA, 1762 nt
Organism: Pseudovirgaria hyperparasitica
Lineage: Eukaryota; Fungi; Ascomycota; Dothideomycetes; Acrospermales; Acrospermaceae
Exons: 1
Coding region: 244-1740 (498 amino acids)
Biological process (GO): guanosine tetraphosphate metabolic process
Source: RefSeq, a predicted model, not a curated record
GUUCUGUCCUCAGCUGAAGCAUUAUAAUAUAUUCACGCAGCCCAAUACCCUCACGACUGGCGCUUUGAACUCCUUCGCUUCCUGACUAUUGAAACAUUUUGAUCGUCCUCAAUUAUUCAUACGGUUCUUGCAAGCAAUCUCUCGACCAAAGCAAUUCCCACAGUGGCCCGUGAGAUACGCAUCAAACGAAAGCUUGAGCUCGCAGCAUUCUUGCUCGCAGUCCAGAAACGAACGCCCAGCAAUAUGUCUCGGACUCUUCAAAGACGACCCAUUGAGGCUCUUCCUGCGCCUCAGGUUCGAGACGGCAUUGAAAUCAUUGAAAGCUUUAUGAAAAGGUACGAGAGAACCUCGAGGGAUUGGUAUGAAAACAUUGCACAAAAGGCAAGGAGUACAUGCGAAAAGCUACUCGAAGGAAGGGUUGAAGCUAUGUAUGAGCAUCGUGCGAAAGACCCUAAAUCCUUGAGGGAUAAGCUGUACAAGAGGCACCCGGACUUUGUCCGUAAAUCUGUUUUAGACAGAUACGGAACCAGAAAGGCUGUCCCUGGAAGCGAGAAAGGCUACCGGAACCAUGAAGAUAUCAAAGAAGACGUCAUUGACUUUGCUGGAGUUCGAAUCAUCAUCUACUUCCCUCACGCGGACCAAUGGAACGUCGUUCACUCAAUGAUCAAGAACGCCUUCGACGUCCGCAAAGAGCCAGAAAUAGACGAUAUUGAUAGCGCAAAUGUCAAUCUACUUUAUCCAGGCCUCAAGAAACGACAUUAUCGUGUCAAUAUUCGAGAAGAAGAAUUCGAGACAGGUCACGAUCCAAACGACAUCUGCGAGAUCCAAGUUCGAUCUACAGCCAUGCACGCUUGGGCAAUGAUUAGCCACAAACAUUUUUACAAGCCCCAAGAUGAUUUCACGUUAAGUGGGGAGGAGAAGGACAUACUGAUCAGUCUCAAUGGCCAUGUACACUCACAAGAGUUACUCCUUGGGCAUCUGUGGGAACUUAGAAGAAACCGUGUGACACCUUUCAGAAGUAAACACGAGCUCGGAAAAUAUCUGGAGGACAACAUACCUCAACCGGAAGUGAACUUCGAGCGGAAACAGAAGAUCAAGAGCAAUAACCGCGACAUCAAAUUGAUAUCAAACAACGGGACCCUAGAGAUCCUUAGAAGAUUCCUGGAGUUGGCUGGCAAAGACACACCAGAGAAAUUGGAACCUGUGCUCCAGAGUCUGGACUUUUCUGAUCUCAAAGCCGAGAAUGAUAGCCCUAGAAGGAUGAUCAAAGACCGAUUCUUCGCACACCAAAAGCUCAAACCGUCCGUGUACAUCAUCAAACAUAUCCUGGAUAAGGAACGUUUGGCAGGCAGUGCUAUAAAGUAUCGCUACACACGGUAUAGUUCCUAUUCGGCUAAAUUUGCCGUUGUGGCAAGCUCUCUCAGCUGGGUCCAUAAACUUUUCAUGGAGUAUCAGAUCAUCGAGGAACUUCUUUGCGACAAUGAAAAUCAGCACGAGUUCGCAAAGUACAUGGAUUUCAUCUACAAUUCACCUGACCGAACCACUAUUCUGGAACACACUGAAGAGGAUAUGUGUACUCCGCAGCAUAAAGCAGCCAUCGAUGGCUUGUGGGAAUGGUUCGAGAAACACGAGAGUCCGGCAUUUGCCUUGGUUUUUGAAAUCUCCAGGAUAGGGGUACUCGAAGAUCUUCCUAGGAAUCUUUCAAAGAUAUUUUUUUCGAUAAGAUAUACAUCACAGUGAUGCAGGUUCAGGUUCAACAGAG